Messenger RNA from Nicotiana tabacum (common tobacco), 638 nucleotides. The record is from RefSeq and is a predicted model, not a curated record. Lineage: Eukaryota; Viridiplantae; Streptophyta; Magnoliopsida; Solanales; Solanaceae.
CAAAGAUAGAGGAAAAAAGAUGAAAGCAGAAGGCUCAGCAUUAUCAUCAGCUGGUUCUUAUCAUCGACUUGCUUAUCAUGAAGUUAUUAAUGAUGAUAAUCAAAACAAAAUUUUUACAAGUGAUGACUCUCGUCUCAGACAAUUGGGUUACAAACAAGAACUCUAUCGUGGCCUUUCGUUCAUUGCGAACUUCUCAUUUACAUUCGCCAUUGUAUCAGUUCUUACGGGCAUAUCCACAUUGUAUAAUCAGGCCUUAACUUUUGGUGGGCCUAUAACUCUUGUUUACGGUUGGCCCAUAGUUAGCUUAAUGACACUUAUUGUGGGCCUGGCCAUGGCUGAAAUAUGUUCAGCUUAUCCAACUUCAGCUGGGCUUUACUAUUGGAGUGCUAAAUUGUCUGGAAAUUACUUCGGCCCAUUUGCUUCUUGGAUUACUGGCUGGUACAUACUUUUCUUCUCCGCUCUUGUUGUUCCAUUUUUGCCAAAAAAAAACUUUUCAUAUUUUAGAAUUCCUUGAUAGAGAUUUUUAUGCCAGUAGGAAAUAUAAGUAUUUUUAAUGCUCUUAGGCUUUUUUUUUCUUUUUUUUUGGGUUGUAUAGUGCUUACAUGAUAGGAGGGUGUGGAAGUCGAGAAUUAAUUAGG